GUGGUUGAAAACCUGAACUCAUUUUUCUACCUACAUCUCGAAAAGACCUGUAUUUACUUUGUUGGAGAUUGUAUCGAUUCAACGACAUUACUUUGUGCUCUGACUCUGUCAACGAGCUGCUGGUCCUACUUGACGAGUGUGAUGUGUGACACCUCCACUGUCGCUUAAUUUUUUUCAACCUUGAUCUUUGGACAACAAAUUCACCUCGUUCUUUCCUCGUCUACGAACCAACCACGUGCUUCAUCUUGGCACAUUCACAAUCAGAUCUGAGAUCUCACCGACCAACACGACAUUCACCAUGGCUGAAACCACUUCUAUGAAGAGGAAGCGUCCAAGAACACAAUCUCUUCCUCCUCCCGAACUUCCUCGCCUAGUCGCCGAACAGCAUGUACCGAUUGCAGCUAGUGAUAAAGAUACUAAGAGAUUGAUUGUGGUUUUGUCCAAUGCUAGUCUGGAGACCUACCGCGCAGCCCACAGCGGAUCGAAGGCCGGUGGCAAGGAGGACAAAUACUCGUUGUUGAACAGUGACGAACAUAUUGGUGUGAUGCGCAAGAUGGGACGCGACAUCAGCGAUGCCAGACCGGAUAUUACUCAUCAGUGUUUACUCACCUUACUCGACUCGCCCAUCAACAAAGCCGGCCGUCUUCAGAUUUACAUCCACACCGCAAAAGGGGUUUUGGUCGAAGUCAGCCCAACCGUCCGAAUCCCUCGAACCUUCAAGCGCUUCGCUGGUCUCAUGGUGCAAUUGCUCCAUAAAUUGUCCAUUAGGUCGGUCAAUUCACAAGAGAAGUUGCUCAAAGUCAUCAAGAAUCCCAUCACCGACCAUCUCCCACCUAAUUGCCGUAAGGUGACGCUCAGUUUCGACGCCGAUGUGGUGCGGGUACGAGAUUACGUCGAGACGCUUGGGGGAAACGAAAGCAUUUGCGUGUUUGUCGGGGCCAUGGCGAAAGGGAAAGACGACUUUGCCGACGCCUUCAAAGACGAAUCUAUUUCCAUCAGCAAUUACAGUCUGAGCGCCAGUGUCACCUGCAGCAAAUUCUGCCACGCGUGCGAAGACGCUUGGAACAUCAUCUGAGGUAUGCCCAACUUUUGUUUGCUUGAUUGAUCGAUCUGCUGUCGUGGUUGCAUCCACACACAGAGACUUGAAUCAUGUUUGUUAUUUUUCUCAUCAUCUCUCGGUCGUGAAUCGAAAACCAAUCCCCAAAGCGACCACGCCGUAUCGGUACUUUGUCCUUCUUCGGCGGCACCAGGCCAGAUCACAACAUCUAAGCCUGUUUGUCAUUGUUGGAGAGGAUCAAGCCGGGUUCGACGUCUCUGGUUUAUCAACUGGCACGAAAGGGUGCUUCGUGUUGAGGAAUGGACAAAAGUUGGAACGUGCGUUUGUUUUCACAACAAGACAUAACUGUGGUUCAACAUAUGGAAAACCUCAAUGCGAACAAACCUUUCCGCCUCAAGGAAAUGGUUCCGUUUCGCGUAGUGUGCAUGUCAACCAUGCCCUACAUCAAUAUUUUAAUCCGAGGAACGAGGACGAGAGUGAAAUCAACAGCAGAGUUGGUUGGGUGAUUUCAAGGUCAAACAAAAUUAUGAUGAAGGAAAGAAAAGUCUCGAUUUAAACAAAACAGUGAAAGGGGGCCGGGAGUUCUGGGUUUUGGUGUUGAAAGGAGAAAGGUGUUGUGGAGUCCAUCGACAGAAGUGCUGGAUGUGUGUUGAAACAUGCGGCCAGAUCAGUCAGACCAGAGGCAGACGUGGUACCUGGGAUCAGAUCAGAUAUGAUGAGACGAACCCGAGGAAUGAAGCCUAAUGAACACGAGUAAAAGAUUACUAUGGUCGAUUUACUCGGCUUAGAACCAUAGUCCUUGACAUUUGAUCUCUUCAUCAAACCCAAACAACAUCUAUGGUGGAUGAACGAUGGAUGAACUGUAUAAUGCUAGCAA
Messenger RNA from Exophiala mesophila, 1934 nucleotides. Its product is annotated as ribosomal RNA small subunit methyltransferase NEP1. The coding region runs from base 299 to 1075 and encodes 258 amino acids. Gene Ontology annotation, biological process: rRNA base methylation. Gene Ontology annotation, cellular component: small-subunit processome; nucleolus. Gene Ontology annotation, molecular function: rRNA binding; rRNA (pseudouridine) methyltransferase activity. Lineage: Eukaryota; Fungi; Ascomycota; Eurotiomycetes; Chaetothyriales; Herpotrichiellaceae. The record is from RefSeq and is a predicted model, not a curated record. The transcript has 3 exons.